Messenger RNA from Pecten maximus, 2645 nucleotides. RefSeq lists its product as uncharacterized. Gene Ontology annotation, biological process: signal transduction. NCBI's taxonomy places the organism in Eukaryota, Metazoa, Mollusca, Bivalvia, Pectinida, Pectinidae. The record is from RefSeq and is a predicted model, not a curated record.
GUACGUACAUGUAAAUAUUCCGGUCACUAAUCUUACAUUACGAAGUCUGUGUUUGCUUUUAUUAAUUAAAACUGUACUGAGUGAUAAGAAUCAAAUUAUCACAUUCCAGGUGGAAUUAGACACACCAUCUGUCAGAAGUCGUCCGUCCAUCGUUCAGCGCUCCACACCUCACACUGAUGCUGCACAAACCGGAAGUAACUCUUUAGUGAUUCAGCAGCUGCAACAUGAUAAGACGAAACUCUGUUAACGUUGUGUUCAACAUUUCCUUACAGUAUGGAAUCUGUUUCAUAUCAUGGCAUGAUACACGCGUAAUCUAGAUUAGCUGCUAAUCCCUGAUGACAAGUAAUUAUAAUGGAACUAUUACUACUAUGGGUCAGGGGUCAAGUGCCUGUCAAAGUUUAAAUGACCAAAUGUCGGACACAGGUAAAAUAUCAUAUGACCUAGAGAUGCAAUCAGAUAACAGACAGAAGUCUGAUGACCCAAAGUCACAUGAAGGUUUGAGGUCAGAACCCCUGGCCAUGCAUGCAGCUCAAAGUUCAGAUGAAACAGGGUCACAUCCAGGUCAAAGUUCAGAGGACUCAGAGUUGCACACAAGCCAAGAGUCACAGUCACAGGAACUUAGUUCACAUUUAGGUCAAAGUUCAGGAUCAGAGAGACAGCAAGAAGAGGAAAUGGCAGACUCAUCAAUAUCCUUACUGGAAGAGGAACAAGUAAAUGAUUCAGGUGUUGGUGAUGUUGAACAAUCUGUUCAGUCAUGCAAUACAUGUAGCUUUUCAACCAUAACAUCUUGUGAAUUACCUUCCCUUGAAAUGUCCAACCAGUUUUCUGCUCUUGUUUCGUCUGAUGAAUCAACAACAUCGCAAACUUCAAGUGUUACAGAAUCCACAAGUAGCUUCAUCCUGACAAAUGUAACAGUCGAAUCUGUAAAAUGUUUGAAGGAUAGAGAUAUUGAUAUAACUGACCCAAAGCUUCUCAAACACAUUGAUCAUCUCCUUUAUGAUUUGAAACAAUCUGCUGAUAAUCCUUUGAAGAAAAUCCAGAUCAUGGAUGAUAUUGUACAUGCAGAAUUUGUUGUUGUUUGUGAAAGACUUAUUAAGCAUCUUGUUGAUACAGACAUUUCCCUGAUGGUACCAGGUCCAUCCUGGCUACAACAGAAGAAACUCCUAUCUGUAUUAUGGAUUCUGAGUGAUGGUAGUAUCACACUUUGUGAACAGCUAGUAUGUUCCCAUUGUGCUCUUACAAUGAUGGCAGACCUUCUCAAGAGACUUUCUGAACCAUGUGAUCUUGGGAAAAACAAUGUCACUAAGUAUCUGGUGAAAGCCCUCCUUGGCAUCCUCCAUAACAUCAGUCGACAUUUGUGUGAUAGAAAUGUAAGCGACACUUUGCGAGAAGCUGGAGUUAUGACGAGUCUUAAGAUUUUAUCACUGAGCAGGACACCAAUGGUACAAGCUAAGGCUCUUAUCAUGUCAUACAUCGUAGACGAAUCAGAAAUUGUCAUUUUGAGUGUUGAUGACAACAUCCUGAAAUUCAUUGUCCAAGUCUUGAGUGAUGCAUAUCAAUCAAAAACGCACUUCUCUUCAAAAUUUGGAAUGAAUGUUGAAGAGACCCUCCGUGGUCUCAAUAAUUUGGCAAUAAAUGACAAAAAUAAAGUUUCUAUAUUUAAAUUUGGUGUCUUACAAAUAUAUGUUAGCCUUAUUUUAGAGUAUACUAACCCAGAUGAAGUGUUUACAAGCUGUCAGUGGAAUUUGGAGAUUGGCAUUCCACAAAGCAAACUGCCCCGGUAUCAGGUCACACCCACAAUGUAUAGAAGUGACUCACUGAUGUCACUACAGGGAUCAAAAGACGAGGCAAUUCGACAUGCCGCCAGAGGUGCAUUGUGGGAACUGCGAGAAGUGCCAGAAUUGCAGCUUAGACCAGAUCUAGCCAGCCUGGUAGUACAGUGUCCCCAUGUGAUGAUCAGUUAUCAGUGGGACAGUCAGGCAUUGGUGCUCCGCCUCAAAGAUUUACUGAAGCAUGCUGGGUAUAAAGUGUGGAUGGAUGUAGAACAUAUGACUGGAUCAACCCUUGAGGCAAUGGCGUUGGCAGUGGAGAGGUCUGCAGUGGUACUGCUCUGUAUGUCACAGAAGUAUAAAGACAGUCCAAGCUGUAGAUCGGAGGCAGAAUAUACCUACAAACUGCGGAAAAGUUUCGUCCCUCUUUGUGUACAGGAAAAGUAUGAGGCCGAUGGAUGGUUAGGCAUGCUCAUAGGUACCAAAUUAUACUUCAACAUCAGUACCGAUCAACUGUUUGAUCAGCAAAUACCAAAUCUGAUGAAGGAGAUCGGUGACAGGGGUCGCUUGUCAACUCAAACCCAGAACACUGAUGCUGAGAUUAUGACACCUGGUUAUGUAGCUAAACUGACCAAUGUCCAGUCAACAACACCAUCUUGUGCAAACUGGACCAUCCCUGAUGUAGCAGACUGGAUGAAAUGCCUCAGCUUGUCUGAAGUUCCAGAAGAACUGCAGAAACUUGAUGGUAACAUGCUGUGGGAGUCCAGGAGGAUGUUAGAAACUUCGCCGGAUUUUCUGUACACCUAUCUUCAAAGUGAGCUCAAAAUGAAUUUUCCAGACAUACUCAAGCUUUCCAGAGCUCUCCGCCAGUUGUAG